Raphanus sativus (radish) is the source of this 656-nucleotide messenger RNA. Its product is annotated as 17.6 kDa class II heat shock protein. The record is from RefSeq and is a predicted model, not a curated record. Lineage: Eukaryota; Viridiplantae; Streptophyta; Magnoliopsida; Brassicales; Brassicaceae. The transcript has a single exon. Gene Ontology annotation, biological process: protein folding; protein complex oligomerization; response to salt stress. The coding region runs from base 78 to 545 and encodes 155 amino acids.
CUCCAUCAACUAAAGCAAACAAAGCAUCAAAGAAGAACGAAAAAAUCAAGAAACCAACACGACAAGUGAUACUACAAAUGGAUUUUGGUAGGUUCCCUAUAAUCUCAAUCCUCGAAGACAUGCUCGAAGUCCCUGAGGAUCACAACGAGAAGAGCCGCAACAAUCCAUCGAGAGCGUACAUGCGAGACGCAAAGGCGAUGGCAGCCACACCAGCCGACGUGAUGGAGCAUCCGAACGCGUACGUUUUCGUGGUGGACAUGCCUGGGAUCAAAGGAAACGAGAUCAAGGUUCAGGUAGAGAACGAGAAUGUGCUUGUGGUGAGCGGAGAGAGGCAGAGAGAGAAGAACAAAGAGAACGAAGGUGUGAAGUAUGUGAGGAUGGAGAGGAGAAUGGGUAAGUUUAUGAGGAAGUUUCAGCUGCCUGAGAAUGCAGAUUUGGAGAAGAUUACUGCUGUUUGUCAUGAUGGUGUUUUGAGGGUGACCGUUCAGAAGCUUCCUCCUCCUGAGCCUAAGAAACCAAAGACUAUUCAGGUCCAAGUUGCUUGAGUUUCUGGAUUUCUCCUUUUGUUUGGUUCUCGGGUCUGAAUGUGAGAGAUUGCGUGUUGUGUGAUCUAAAAUGUAAUAAAAAGUGUCUGCUCUGUUUUAAUUUUCUUUCUC